Molecule: messenger RNA, 1572 nt
Organism: Photinus pyralis (common eastern firefly)
Lineage: Eukaryota; Metazoa; Arthropoda; Insecta; Coleoptera; Lampyridae
Product: sideroflexin-1
Exons: 7
Coding region: 502-1485 (327 amino acids)
Biological process (GO): serine import into mitochondrion; monoatomic ion transport
Cellular component (GO): mitochondrial inner membrane
Molecular function (GO): monoatomic ion transmembrane transporter activity
Source: RefSeq, a predicted model, not a curated record
GUUUAUUUCAGUCGUGAAGUUGUAACGUGAUAAGAUUGUGGUUUUCAUUGACUUAUCGUGAUAACUGUAAUACAUAAAUGAGCUCUCUGCCCGAAUACUGCCUGGGUAAUUAUCAUAUUUUGUGUUGAAACUCGCGUCCAAAAAUAUCUGCGCAACAAUCUAUAAAUAAACUGUUAAAUAACCAUAGACAAUUAGGCAAAAGAAGUUGAAAUUUUAAGGUGAAAGUUUAUCGAUAUCACUGCGUCGGCGCUUGAACACGCCGGCAAAGUUGCCCAACCAUCGAUUUUCCCUAUUUCAUUUUUGAAUAAUAAUCGGCAGUUGUUUGCUCGCCUAUAGUUAAUUAAACCUAAUCGAAUCAAUAAGUACAUAUGUACAUAUCUCUAAUAAAUUAGUGAACACGCAAGUUGGUUUAAUCGUGACGCGCUUGUUAGAGGAAUUAACAUGUUUUAAUAUACAGUAGCGUUUUGCGAUAUAAACACGUACAAAGUCAACUUAUUAAAAAUGAGUGCAAGUUCCAAGGCGUUACUGGAGAUCGAUAUAAAUCAACCAAGAUAUGACCAAAGUACGUAUGUGGGUAGGGCACAACACUUCCUUCAAGUAACAAAUCCAUUAAACGUAUUUGCAACCCCUGCGGCGUUGGAGGAUGCUCGUACCAUCGUCACAAAACAUAGACUGAAGCAAACGCUUCCGGAAGGCUUGGACGAAGAUCAACUAUGGGGCGCGAAAAACCUGUACGACUCGGCGUUCCACCCCGAUACUGGGGAGAAAAUGAACAUAAUAGGCAGAAUGUCCGCACAAGUACCAAUGAACAUGCUGAUAACAGGUGGAAUGAUGACAUUUUACAAAAGCACCCCCGCUGUCAUAUUUUGGCAAUGGAUCAAUCAGUCAUUUAAUGCUCUUGUCAAUUACACGAACAGAAGUGGAGACGCACAACUCAGUAAUAGUCAUCUUCUGACAUCUUACGCUUGUGCAACUGGCGGCGCUUUAGUAACAGCUUUGGGUCUUAACCGAUUAGUAAAGAAUGCUUCUCCUAUCGUUGGUAGGCUAGUGCCAUUUGCAGCGGUUGCAGCUGCCAAUUGCGUCAAUAUACCUCUAAUGCGAUCUCAAGAAUUAAUAGACGGUACUCCGGUUUACGAUAAAAACGACAACAGAAUUGGCGUAUCCCAGCGAGCUGCGCGUGAUGGUAUUAUUCAGGUUACUUUCAGUCGAAUAGCCAUGGCAGCACCAGGCAUGGUAUUAGUUCCAUUUGUCAUGAAUCGUUUGGAACGGAAGGGAAUCUUACGCCGACUACCAUGGAUGACACUUCCCAUACAAGUAUCCUUGGUUGGUCUGUGCCUAACAUUUGCAACACCAUUAGCGUGUGCAGUGUUCAAGCAACGAGCCGAAAUCAAAUAUGAUAACUUAGAAGAUGAUAUAAAGGAAAAGUUGAAGCAGAAAUUUGGACCGGAACUUCCUCACACGUUAUGGUACAACAAAGGUCUAUAAAGAACAAUUAGUAAAUGCUUAAUAAAGGCAAUGUGUCGACAAUAAAAUGCAAAUUUAUUUCCGAUGUUAUUAAAUUACGAAAGUUUA